GUGACGCUCAACUCCUACAUAUAUAAAACAGUAAUGGCUGUUCAAUUAGCAAAGAAGCUAUAGUCGGUUAAGAAGAAGAAAGGAGGCUGCAGGAACAAAGGGGGGAACUCGCUCAAGGGGGAAAGUCAUUUUAAACAACUGGAAGUUCAAAAGAUGAUAGCAGAUUGACGUAGUCCUGAAUUUCACCCCUUCUGCCUCGCUCCCCAAAACCUUGCAGGAGAGCUGCCGAAGGCGGAGGCUCUUCUCGUACCUCUCAAACCGAAAAGGGAACAUGAAAGAUGAAAUAGCCGUGACUGUGUUCUUCGUCACACGCCUCGUGAAGAAGCACAACAAGCUGAGCAAGCGCCAGGUGGAGACGUUUGCCUCCAAGCUGACGGCCACUCUCUUCGAAAAGUACAAAACCCACUGGUAUCCGGACAAUCCCUCAAAGGGGCAAGCUUAUAGGUGUAUCAGGAUAAACCGGUGCCAGCCAAGAGAUCCACUGCUGGACCAGGUAUGUGCGAAGAGCAAAGUGGACUUUGAGAGCCUCGGUUUGCCAAAGGAGAUGACCGUCUGGGUAGAUCCAUUUGAUGUUUGCUGCAGAUACGGGGAGAAGAACCCGCCUUUCACCGUGGCUCACUUUGAAGAGCACCAAGAGGACCACAGGCUCUCUCAGUGCAUCAGGCAUGCUGUGGAAAAGGCCUCGGCUUCGGAAGCCCCCGUCGGCUCUUCCUCGGAUGAGGAGGGCUCCGCCACGGAGCCCAGGAGCAUCCCGACGGUUAGCAACCCCAACAGCAUCUACCAGUGUGGAGGCUCUUUUCAGGUCUGGUCGCAGUAUUCCCGGAGAAAAGCGCACACCUCCGAUGGAGUCCACCAGAAUCCUGCUGGCACGUCCUAUCUUCCAUAUAAGACCUAUAAAUCCUGCCGGCCACCCGCCCCUUUUGCUGGCCCGCGUGUAGACAGAUACCACUGGGUCAAUGCCCACCGAUAACGCUGCGAUCCAGUCUCCCUUGUGAAGUCCGAGGUUUGCAAGGACGUUGGAACUUUUCACCAGGAGGAAAAAAGCCUCUCCAAACAAUACCAUCCCUGUCUUGUUCUGUCCCCAGCUCUCCUUUUUUAAAAAAAAAUUAAUUCUGUGUUUGUGACUUUUAAAAUACACACUGCAAGGCUAAACUCUUUUUAAAAGUGAUUUUAAAUGUAUUUUAGUGGUAAGAUUAGUGGAACGCGUAAAAAGGAAAUUGGUUUACUAAUAAAA
This is a messenger RNA of Pogona vitticeps (central bearded dragon), 1234 nucleotides long. It is a transcript of the gene BTG4, whose product is annotated as BTG anti-proliferation factor 4. Lineage: Eukaryota; Metazoa; Chordata; Lepidosauria; Squamata; Agamidae. The record is from RefSeq and is a predicted model, not a curated record. Gene Ontology annotation, cellular component: cytoplasm; nucleus.